This is a messenger RNA of Leptomonas pyrrhocoris, 2580 nucleotides long. RefSeq lists its product as hypothetical. Bases 64 to 2580 code for a protein of 838 amino acids. Lineage: Eukaryota; Euglenozoa; Kinetoplastea; Trypanosomatida; Trypanosomatidae. The record is from RefSeq and is a predicted model, not a curated record. Gene Ontology annotation, molecular function: protein binding. The transcript has a single exon.
AGCAUUAAACACGAUCACGAACACACGCACGUACGACAUUUCACUUCCGAAGCAAAACAAAAAAUGCUGUUCGAGCCGUGUGGGGACUUGUUGAAGGAUUACGGCGCGUACUGCGAGACGCUGCGUGUGACGGAGCGGGAGGAGGUGUUCAGCGCCAUCCACACCCGCACCGUCGAGGCACCGCGUCUCGCAGUCGCGGGCGAAGAGGGCGACGCAGCCAGCGUUCACACGGACGCAGAGAAGGGACGCGGUGCCGCGGGAACCGACCCAUCUCCCAAGUACAAAUCUUCUCGUAAAGCAAGCCGAGUUGGCGGGAAGGAGGGCGUGAGUGGGCGUCGAAAGAGCUCGCUGAGGAGCUCCGCAGAGGCUGCGGCGAUGCUGGCAGGCACGAUCGCUGCACCCCAGGUGCUGCACGUGACUCUCACCUCGAUCGCCCUGCAUUACCCUGUCUUUUGCCUUAAUCAGCGCGACAUGACGCCGCUGUGCCGUGCAAUUCCGCACUGCCCUUCGCUGCUCUCCAUUGAGCUGGUCGGCUGCGGGUUGAGUGUGCAGAGCUACAUGAAGUUGGUCGAGGCCGUCUACCGCAGUCCACGCGUCAUCACAGUCGCAGUGGACUUCAACGUCCCCUUCAUCGAGUACAAUCGCCAGAAGCGCUAUACGAGGUUGAAGGACACGAUGGAAUCCGGCUUCAUUCUCGACCCCACUCUUCACCCACCUGAUUACUCCACCACAGCGAAACAAGACGGCAUCACUGGCCCACUGCUGUCAACAGAGCUCACCGUAGACUCCCGCACCUCCGUGUCUUCUGCGCGUUCGCAGGAGCAAGUCUGCAACGCCAGCGCCCACACCGUGCCACCGCGGAGCAGCACGACCAUCUGUCCGACCUUUGUGGCCGGUACACGCAUGAACUCUGCCGUUGCUCCGGUGUCCCGGGGUCGCAGCGGCAGCGUUCAAAAAGCUGGCAAUGCGCCGCGAAAAAGCUCAACUUCGCUGGAGAGGCGGCAGUCGCAGGCUAGCGGUGCCGAGGCGGCCGCUGCGGCGGGGGUGGCGACGUCCCCGCACCGUCUGCCCGUCGUGGUGGAUGCGCUCCCCGGCGGACUGCCCGACGACGACAACGCGAGCACCCUUCUCUACCUGUACCCUACGCAGUACUGCAGCCUCGAUCAGCAGCCAACUCCACUGGAGUUGCAAAUACAGGAGGAAAAGGAGAAGAAAGGCAAGGUGGAUGGAAAGAAGAUGCAGCAGCUGCAGGCGCAGCGUGAACUACUACGCGCCUUCGAUCAGCAGCAUCGCAUGUCGGUCCCCAAGGCCUGGAACGGCAUCCUCUUCACCGGCAUCCAUCAAUUAAGUCUGCGCGGCAACCACAUCGACGACGCGACGGCUGGCCGGCUUGCGCAGGUGCUGCUGGACCACCAGCAGUCGCGCCUUGUUUCGCUGAAUUUAUGGGGCAACGACAUCACCGAUGCAGGGGCGGCGUCGCUGGCGCGGAUGCUGCGCGUCAACAACUUACUGCAAGUGCUCGACCUCGGCCACAACCAGCUCAGCGAUACCGGGCUACUCGAGCUGAUUGGCGUGUUCCUCAUGCAGCAGCUGACCUCGCCGGAGGACAUUUUUGCUGCGCGGCGUGCUUACCUGACUCGGCGUGGCGCCUCCGAGGAGGAGCAAAAGGCCGCGGGCUUGCCGCUCGUUCUGGCAGACAUUCCGAGCUACGAGGAUCUCUAUGCACACUGGUGGCACACCCAGCAGCAGACGGCGCAGCUCCUCCCGCCGUCGGAGUUGAGUCAGACCCAGUCAGACGGUGCGAGAGGUGGCCGUCGCAAGUCUCCUCGAGCACCGGCCCUUCUGCCAACGGCCUUUCCCGCCCCCCCUGCACGAGACACACAGUCCAGCCCCACAGCCGCGGGUAAUCCCAAACGAACCACACCCGCCAAGAACAAGUUAACCAAAUCGGAGUCCCUCACAGGCACCACCGCCUUCAACACGACCAUGAUGUCCUCCUCCGCCGCACGCGCGGCGAACAGGCACACCUGCAGCUUCGACAAGCACUGUGUGCGCGUGCGCCAUAUCGCCGACAACGACGCUGCGAUCCGCAUCCCAGGCAACACGGUGCUGGAGGUGCUGAACCUAGGGGAAAACAAACUUAUCACGGUGGCCGGCGCACGGGAGGCGGCGCGGCUGCUGCGGCUGCGCGAGCCGGUGGACGCGGCGGAGAUGUUGGCCAUGUUGGAAGUGCGCGACCCACCGGGGCUGCUCUCCGGCCUCUCUUCCCCGCCUACCUCCGUCUCCGCCACUCCCGAUGCCGCGUCGAAACGUUCGCAGGCGUCGUCGCACCGGUCAGGCGCGUCGGUCGCGACCUCGUCCACGAUGGCGUCCGACAACGUCUCGAACUCCGGCCUCCCUACGGCGGGCGUGACCGUCAUCCGUGCCCCGGAGCUGCAUUGCGCAGGUUUGCGGCUGCGCGUCUGUGAUGUGGGGAGCCAUCGCGAGUCGGACCGGGCGGCGUGGUCGGAGAUGGACGCCGCACAGGAGGAGGUCAACGCCUCUCUCGCCAUUUGGGCGGCUACACCGACAUCCGCUUGA